Racocetra fulgida is the source of this 337-nucleotide messenger RNA. The record is from the annotation of a GenBank genome assembly. NCBI's taxonomy places the organism in Eukaryota, Fungi, Glomeromycota, Glomeromycetes, Diversisporales, Gigasporaceae.
AUGGCGAAUGCGAAUAUUAACUUUAGAGAUUGUUCAGCUUUUAGCAUAGCUAAACCCUUAAUUAAUGUAACUUGGUCACCUGACCCUGUUGGUCCUGACGGAACCAUUACGGCUUUUGACGUUAAUACGCUAAUUGAACCGGCCUCAGCAUUUGACAAAUUAAUAAUUUCAUUUAAUGAUGACUUUGGCCGUCUCGUAGGUACUACUGCGCAUCCACUUGCUAUCGGCAAAACUAAUAUCGAAGGAAGAUUCAAUGCUAUAAUUCCAAGUUUCAUACCUCCUAUGUAUACAAUCGCAGUUCAAGUGAAAGAUAUUGCAACGGGCAGAACUAAGAACU